Messenger RNA from Biomphalaria glabrata, 5019 nucleotides. RefSeq names its product beta-1,3-galactosyltransferase 1-like. The record is from RefSeq and is a predicted model, not a curated record. The coding region runs from base 415 to 1518 and encodes 367 amino acids. Gene Ontology annotation, molecular function: hexosyltransferase activity. The transcript has 3 exons. Gene Ontology annotation, cellular component: membrane. Lineage: Eukaryota; Metazoa; Mollusca; Gastropoda; Planorbidae.
GUUAGAAACCGAGGGCGCAAGACCAACACAACAACGGGGAGCAGGGGAGAUGCUGACGUGCUCUGUUAACACAUUCUUCUCUCUCUCUCUCUCUUGCUCUCUCUCUCUCUCUCUCUCUUCAUUUCCACGGGCUAUUCAGGAUACUAAAAGAAUCGGAUGAAUCUGUGUUUUGCUUCAUUUCUCUACUGGCCAUGUGUCAAGCUGCAAGGAUUGAACGAGGUCUAGAUCUAUACAGGACUAGUCUAGAUUUUACUGAGGACUAUUCACUAUAGUAUUGGCAUUCUACACACACUGCAUAAAUAGAAAUAUGUUAUGUUUGGACGUUUCCACCAGGUCACCAGUGCUGAGAACAGGAAGACUUAUUACUCUGAUCACAUUUACUAAGAGCAAGAGAAGAUAACCGGUGCAAAAGCAAUGAAACAACAAACUAGAAUUAUACUGGUGGCCUCCCUUACAAUCAAUUUCCUAUGGUUGUUUGGUAGCAGCUUCUUCGAGCUGUACAACGAUCCAAACGAAGCCAUGAGACAGGUCAGGGCUCUAGCGGUAAAGUCCUUGCAGAAAUUCGACUUGGAGUCCGUCAAUUCUCCCAAGGCGAUUCUAAUCGACUCCGUUCUCGACUGUAUUCUAGACCCGUUAUCCAAAGACCAAGAAGCAGAUGAGCCGAGUAAGCCGACGACGUUAUCGACUGCCUUGAAAAUCGCUCAAGAGAGCACCUUGCGAAAAGUCAUUCACAAGCUUCAAUUAGAGCUCUCCGAAAAGAAGGCUGUCAUCUCGUUUUUGUCACAGCCAAUCAUUAACGACCACGACUUUGGCUACACACACAACGGAAGCCUCUUCUGUGCGAAAGGGGAUAUUGACUUCCUGUUCGUUGUGCCUUCCGCCCCGCAUUUUUUCGACAGGAGGGAAAGCGCGAGGCGCCGCGAUCUCUAUCGCUUCACCAAAGACAGGAGAAAUAAGGCCAAGCUGUUAUUCUUUCUUGGAAAACCCCAGUUCGGGCCCGACUUCCAGGAAAUCCAGUCCCAGAUUGAUAAAGAGGUAGAGACUUACGGGGAUAUAAUUCAGGAGAACUUUGAGGACGUUUACAAGAAUAUCCGGUUGAAAGCUGUCUCGAUGCUGAAAUGGACAAGCACGUACUGCAGAGCGGCAAGGUUUGUGAUUAGGACUGAUGACGAUAUAAGAUUUGACAUUGGAAAUUCCUUGGCAGCUUUACAGAGCAAGAGCCUGUCCUACACAGAUUUCAUUCUUGGGGAAAGAAAAGACAAUGGUAGUCCCAUGCGCAAAGUCUCUCACAAGUGGUACGUUUCCCCGAAAGAGUACCCCCAAGAGAACUACCCGCCCUACGCUUACGGCGCUCUCUUGGGUUACCCCAUCAGCACGGUGGCCCUGUUGUACCAGGCCGCCCUUAGGGUGGAGCCUAUUUGGAUGGAAGACGUUUACCUGACAGGUAUAUGCGCCCCGAAGGUAGGAGUGCCCAUUCUUAGGGAUGAUAACUUUGUGUUUGACCAUGAGGUCUACUAAAGCUUGGAGUCAAAUAUUUUUUUUUAAUCUAACGCAUCAAUUGUCCUGUGGCAUCUGUUCUAAGAAAGACUUGUCUCUGCUCAGAUAUCUACCUCGUUCAUUUGACUAGCCAGGAUGAGAGAGAAGUUUUCAGCAAAGGGCAGAUCCUUGUCAUUAACGCCAAGAGGGAAUGCAAUAGAACAUCUUAUUCAAAAAACUAUUGCUGGCUCAUCAAAGCCAUCAACAAUCUAUCUUCUACAUCAGUUCAGAACAAAGGUUUCUCAUGCAUUUCCCAGAAGCGUUUGUUUUCUGAAUGCACUUCACUCAUCAUAAUAAACUAUAGGGCUUUGAAAAGACGUGCUUUGAUUUUUGGGAAGAGAUCUGCAACAGACUUAUUGCUGUAUGUAUCAAACAAAUGAUAACUGUAUAACUGAUGUACUUAUCACACGCAUGAUAGUAUGACUGCUGUACUUAUCAAACGCAUGAUAGUAUGACUGCUGUACUUAUCAAACGCAUGAUAGUAUGACUGCUGUACUUAUCAAGCACAUGAUAGUAUGACUGGUACACUUAUGAAACAUAUGAUAGUAUGAAUGCCGUUCUUGUCAAAUAAAUGAUAGUAAGACUACUAUACUUAUCAAACACAUGAUAGUAUUACUGGUGCAUUUAUGAAACAAAUGAUAGUAUAACUGCUGUAUUUAUCAAGCACAUGAUAGUUUGACUUUUAUUUAUUAAACAAAUUGCUGUGUGAUUGUUGCUUUCAUCAUCGUCUGUAUGCUGUAUUCACUGAAUACAUUGCCGUGUGACUGCUGUAUUCACUGAAUACAUUGCCGUGUGACUACUGUACUUAUGAAACGCAUGUCAUAUCCGUAUCAACGCUGAUAUUAAAGUGUUUUUUUUUAAUGAAUCUAACGUCCUUUCUUACCUUCGAAAAAAACAAACUAGUCAUAUGCAGAUAGUGUCAACCAAACUUAGAACGCAAUGAGCGUUUACAAGUUUUGUGUUUGGUGGUGUAAAAUAUGACAUCAGACAUUCGUACUUUCUUGUUGCACUGACUGAAAAAGAAAAUACAAUCUAGAUAAUACGAUUUCUUUAGAAGACUUCAGAAUAAAAACAAAAAUUUCAUUGAACUUUGAUUUCAAAAGAAUUAAGUAAUUUUUGCUUGUCAUUUUUACUAAUGAAUAUUAUAAUGCGACACUCUCUACUGGCCAGAAAAGUGAAAGUUGAACUACUACUGUGAAGAUAACUGACUUUAAGUCUAUGCCUACUUCUUAGUAUUUUUGCUAAUUGACCAUGUUUUAUUUACAUAUAUUAACUUAUUAGCUACUCUGCCAAAGCUGUAUUGAAUACCAUGCUAUUUAUUGUUCUAUUUUACACUUGAGUCUUCGAUCAGUAUUUCGAUCAGUGUGAUCACCGCCUCAAUGGAUCUCCACUGCCCCCUUUCACCCCCCCCCCCUUUACCGUUAAUGUGGUCAUUAACAUUUGAAAAAGGAACGUGAGAAGUAUUGCCAACCUCUUUUCAAAGCUUAUAUCAACUCUGUCUGUCUGGUACAAUUUUUGUACACGUGAUUUCUCCCACACCCAAUCUCGUAUCAAAAUGAAUUUUCGCACAAUUAUUCCUUGUAACUGAUAUAACAAGAGUCAAUAACCAGUUAGUUAAUUGACUAUUGGCAAUUAGUUAUUUUGUUUGGUAUCAAACACAUGAAAGAAAUUGUAAACAGAUGUGGCGGUACGAGUUGAAUUAGUCCUCUUUAUACCUUGUGUCCUCACUUAAAAUUUUGAGACUAACAAUAGAUAACUUUGAAACCUUCUAUCCUCAUAAGCACUUCGUUGGCACAGUGGUUAGAGCAUAGGUUUGAGACCUCGAGUUCGAAUUGGAGUUGUACAACUUUUUUUUUUUUUAUAAAAUACAUUUAAAAGGCGAUCACGGUAACCUUCACAUAGAUAACAGAUUCUUUCUCCAACCCCUUUUCCCAGCCGGUCUAGACAAGUGAUCGGAUGAUGGGGUAUUGAGAAAGCUAAAAGCAUAAAAUCGCUACUCAACAAAAACAAUUGGUAAAAAUAUUUCAAAUUUCAAUGAUUUAUUGUUAUUGGUCUAGGCUUAUUACAAAUGUAAUUACAUGACUGAUCCAAACUAUGUAGAUAAAAUUACUAUUGAUAUAAGCUUUGUGUUUUUAAAGUAUUCUUUUAAUUUUAAUUUUUUUUUUUUUAAUAAUGGCAGGACUAGUAGGCCUACUCUUCGUCAAACCUAUACAUUGGUUUCAAACUAAAAGCUUUGGGAAAAUAAGCAAGGUUAAGUGGACUCCGUCAUUGUUAUAUAGUAGUCUUUUACCAGGGGUAUCUCUAAGUGUAUUCUAAUUGAGAGGUGAUAUCAGAAAAGAAUUUAGUAAGAAAAAACCUUAGCAUUCAGUCAUAUGUUCAGUGGCAGAUAAAACGAAUAAAGAUGAUUCGAACAAGAAUUUAACUUUACUUAAAACCAAUAUUAGAAUAUGCAUCUUUUGUUUUUGGUACCUGUACCUUUUAGUUAACUCAUGAAAAAAAAGAAGAACUUAACAAUAAACGUAAUAUUCUGAGAUUGAAAAAAAAAUGAGUAUUCACAUUUGACUAGAAUUGCACUAAAUUGGUAACAUCACUAAAUGUAGAGACACUUCAGGACAGAAGAGAAUAUGAAACUGAUGCCCCAUAAUGGGCCCAUAUAUCGCAAGGUCUGAAUUGGGUACUUUUAGAAGACUAAAAUUUGAAGUAACAAUAAUGCAUAAAACACUGAACAAUAACUUAUAAAGAAAAUACAAUCUUAAAAAAUGCUUAGAAAGACACAAAGGUAAAGACACAUUUCUUAUACCAUAUGCUAGGACAAAAUCGUACAAAAUCUUCCCUAGUUCCAUUACAUGAUUAGAGCAUGAAAUUUAAAGAUUUAUAUUUAUACUGUGAGAAACAGCAUAUCCAUAAUAGGUGCUUUCAAGUUUCAUUAACUUACUGUUCGUUUGGCUUUUAAGCGUUCACAUUAAAAGUAAAAAAAAAUAAAAAUCUUCGUCCAACCUCCAGACUGGUUCUGUUAAAAAAACGCAAUGAUUUUGUGCGUAUAACUUUAGCAUUGCUUGGUUUUCAUGCUCCCAUGUUGGAGGAGGGAGUAUCUGGGACAAAAAGGUUCCCUACUGUCUUUAGUCAAAUUUUCAGUUGAACGUUCCUAGUCUUAACGGAGAUUUAAACUUGAGCCUGCCAAGGUUAAGAUAGCCAAACUGUUCUUGCCACUUAUUCCCACCUCUCCCGUUAUUAAAAGAAGCGGACAUGAAACAGACGAUUAAAUCUGCUUUUCAUUUGAUUAUCAUUGACUUAUCAUUGACGUAUCAUUGACUUAUCAUUGACUACCGGGUACUGUGAGAUCUUUGGCAUUGACAAACUGUUUCAGCUACCUAAAAUAUUGCAAUUUUUCUAAAUACUUGAAAUAUUGCCUGUGUCAUUGACUGUAUUUUUAUACAUCGUGAGUGGAAUUGCUGUCAAUAAAAUGUAAGCUGUGACAUUUAA